GAUCCCCCGUGUAAGAGUGAGGUGGAGGAGGACAUUCCAGGAGAUGUCACCACAGAAAAUUCCAGUAAGAAUUCUGAAGGAAAUGUCACGUUAUCACCAAACUAUAAUAUAGAAGAUGAAGACAUCAUUCAGCGCCCUUCAGGAGAAAACCUAUUUAAUGUACAUCCAUUACUUUACAGUACAGAUCUAUUAUAUAACCCCCCCAAUCAUGAAGAAUCUUCUUCUGACCAAUCACACAUUGUUACUGCAAGUACAGGUCAGAAAAGGGGUGAAAGGUUUCAAUGUGGUAAAGAGUUCACAAAAAGCUCAGAUCUUUCUACUCACAGAAGAAUUCACACAGGAGAGAAGCCAUACUCCUGUUCUGAAUGUAGGAAGUGCUUCACAGAGGAAUCAAGUCUUGUUAGACACAAGAGACGUCACACAGGAGAGAAGCCGUAUUCAUGUUCAGAAUGUGGCAAAUGUUUUACGCAGACAUCAAAUCUUGUUAAACAUCAGAGAGUUCACUCAGGAGAGAAGCUGUAUUCAUGUAUUGAAUGUGGGAAAUGCUUUACACAAAAAUCGGAUAUUGUUAGACAUGAAAGAAGUCACACAGGGGAGAAGCCAUAUUCAUGUUCAGAAUGUGGAAAAUGUUUUGCACAGAAAUAUAAUCUUGUUAAACAUCAAAGAAUUCAUACAGGAGAGAAGAUGUAUUCAUGUUCAGAAUGUGGGAAAUGUUUUACACAAAAAUCAGAUAUUGUUAGACAUGAGAGAAGUCACACAGGAGAGAAACCGUAUUUAUGUUCAGAAUGUGGGAAAUGUUUUACAGACAAAUCAAAUCUUGUUAAACAUCAGAGAAUGCACACAGGAGAGAACCUGUUUUCAUGUUCGGAAUGUGGAAAAUGUUUUAUUAGUAAAGCCAAACUUAGUUAUCAUCAGAGAAGUCACACAGGAGAGAAACCGUAUUCAUGUGUGGAAUGCAGAAAGUGCUUUACAGAGAAAUCAAGUCUUGUUAAACAUCAGAGAAUUCACACAAGAGAGAAGCUGCAUUCAUGUUCACAAUGUGGGAAAUGCUUUAAUAAUAAAGCCAAACUUAAGGAGCAUCAGAGAAGUCACACUGGAGAGAAACAAUUUUGAUGUCCUAUGUGUGGAAAAUGUUUUACAAGAAAAUAAAGAUUUAAACAUAUCAGAGAAUUGUCAUAUUAAAGUUAAAAAAAAGAUACAUUUAAAAUGGCAGGUUAUUUAUGGACAUUAGCCGAUUUAAUAAGAAGGUUAUUUUUUGGGUAGAAUUGUACUAAAUCUGCCAAAUGACCACAUUAUAUUUAUUAGAGGUCAACUAAGGAGGAAGGCCAUGGAGGAAAAGCAUAUAAGGAAGAGAAGAAGAGCCUUGUUUACUUCCAGAGCAGAGAUCAAUUGUCCCCAUGAACCUUGCUUCUUAUCACUGUAUUCAUAGUUACAUUGUUAAUAUGAUUGAAAAAAGCCUUCAAGUUCAACCAAGGGAUAGAUGGGGACGUGAAUCACAGAAGGAAGUGAGUCUCGGAUUUCUACACAUUUUCAUAAGCAUUAAUGUUGUUUACUUUUAAGAAUUCAUCUAAACCCUUUUUAAACCCGUCCACUGUUCCUGCUGUGACC
Bufo bufo (common toad) is the source of this 1608-nucleotide messenger RNA. Its product is annotated as gastrula zinc finger protein XlCGF17.1-like. Lineage: Eukaryota; Metazoa; Chordata; Amphibia; Anura; Bufonidae. The record is from RefSeq and is a predicted model, not a curated record. The annotation marks the transcript as partial. Gene Ontology annotation, biological process: regulation of transcription by RNA polymerase II. Gene Ontology annotation, molecular function: DNA-binding transcription factor activity, RNA polymerase II-specific; RNA polymerase II cis-regulatory region sequence-specific DNA binding. The transcript is spliced from 2 exons.